This is a messenger RNA of Hyla sarda, 1521 nucleotides long. It is a transcript of the gene CD79A, whose product is annotated as CD79a molecule. The coding region runs from base 188 to 799 and encodes 203 amino acids. The transcript is spliced from 4 exons. Gene Ontology annotation, biological process: B cell receptor signaling pathway; B cell differentiation. Gene Ontology annotation, molecular function: transmembrane signaling receptor activity. Gene Ontology annotation, cellular component: external side of plasma membrane; B cell receptor complex; membrane. Lineage: Eukaryota; Metazoa; Chordata; Amphibia; Anura; Hylidae. The record is from RefSeq and is a predicted model, not a curated record.
UACGGUACAAGGGAGACAGUUUUUCGACUCAUAUUUUCUUUGAAGCAAUGGAGCUGAUCUCCUGUUCACAUCCUCCCUCCCACCGACGAACCAUAUAGAAAUAACAAACACCUCCAGUAUCAGUCUGGCGCAGGCUCUCGGGCUGUCUUCUGCAGGUCAUCUUGGGUGGGACAUCAGAUUGGAGAAGAUGCCAAUGGAUACACCACAUUUGACAUGGACACCACCCGUAGUCGUGUUCCUUAUGCUCCUCCCAGUUCCAUUGUGGGGUCUGGAAAUGCAGUUUGUACCCACCUCUAUAUCCGUAUCCCUUGGAGAGGACGUUACGAUCCCAUGCAACUUCCAUAAGAAACCCAAUGAGGAUGUGACCGUUUUCUGGUUCCGGGACGGAAUAUCUAACGAAACAUAUAGAAUGGUAGAAUUAGAAUCCAACACGCAAAACCUGACCAUCGCCAACGUAAACAAAACAGACCGUGGGUUCUAUCAGUGCAGAGUGAACGUAGGAAAUAGAAACCAUUUAUCCUGUGGAACCUACCUAAGAGUGAAGGGUCCUCCUCUAUACCUGUUCUUUAACGUUUCAGAAGCUACAAAGAACAGACUCAUCACUGCUGAGGGAAUCAUACUGCUCCUCUGCGCUAUCAUCCCUGGGACCUUCCUCCUGUACAGGCGAUGUCGUCAUGCUGAAGUGUACAAGCGUUUAUGGGAAGCUUAUUCCACGGCAGGCAAAGCCAUCAAUAAUGAUUACACGUCCCUGACUGGUGUACAGCUGUUGUCAGUAGACCCGGCGCGUACAACAAUGUAGAACAGCGCAGGAGCCAUAUGGCAGCAUUAUCAGUCUUCUUUAUUGCCUUCCUCUCUCAGACCUACAUGCUUUCACCACUGCUUAAAAGGAACCACUGAAAGUCCCGUAAGGGGUAGUCCUGCAUAGAAAAUUCAUUCUCAGAAAAGUAAUACAGUGAACCCUCAACUUACAAUGGCCUCAACAUACAUUAGUUUCAACAUACAAUGGUCUAUUCUGGACCAUUGUAAGUUGAAACCAGACUCAACAUACAAUGUACAGACAGUCCAGAUCUGCGAUACCUGUCAAUGGCUGGAAGAACUGACCAAUCAGAAUGGGCAUUCACUGGUAAAACCCCUGUAUUACUGAAGCGUAUGCACUGACUGGUGUCUGGAAGCGCCCCCUACAGUACAGGGAGGUAUUACAUGUUCUUUACUCUUUACCUGUAUUACUGAAGCGUAUGCACUGACUGGUGUCUGGAAGCGCCCCCUACAGUACAGGGAGGUAUUACAUGUUCUGUACUACUCUUUACCUGUAUUACUGAAGUGCAUGCACUGACUGGUGUCUGGAAGCCCCCCCUACAGUACAGGGAGGUAUUACAUGUUCUGUACUACUCUUUACCUGUAUUACUGAAGUGCAUGCACUGACUGGGGUCUGGUAGCGCCCCCUACAGUACAGGGAGGUAUUACAUGUUCUGUACUACUCUUUACCUGUAUUACUGAAGUGCAUGCACUGACUGGUGUCUG